UUUUCCCUCCGCACACGUGUCAAUUAACCCCAAAAUUUCCGCGUCUUCCCAUUUUGCCCCUCUCCGACAUAAAUAUAUUUUCUUUCCCCAAUUCGUCUUCAAAUUUUUUUCCUUUAUCGUUCCGGCCGUUGAAUCUUCGAUCUGCAAAUACUGUUCUUUCCUCCAGUUUCGUGGUGCUUUCCUGAUCGGAUCGCCGUUAGGGCAGGGCGAUUUCGAGCCCCUCAAAUCGAUUCAAGGACUCAAUAGCUAUAUCUCCCUCAAUCGGUUGCGGCGGAAAUAUUAGGGUUUGGGUUUGAAGAAAGGGAUCAGGUUCUGUAUUGAUUAUAUCUGAUUUUUUUUUAAUUACUUAUAUUUUUCUUGUUCUUUUAUUUUUCUGUUUUUUGUACGUGACUUGACUGGGUAGGGUAUGUGAGAGAUUCUCCGAUAACCUAGGCUUGGUAAUCUUGAUUGUGCUUUUUUUUUUUCUCUUUUGGGGUAGUUUUUUUCCUUCUUCUAGGAAUUCAUUGAUUCUUUUUGUAUAUAAUAGCUGGUAGUGUUUUUUUCAAUUGGGUUCAUAGUUUUAGCUGAUAAAAAAACUGAAAAGGUUUGGAUUCACUACAAGAAAGGCUCGGUGAAGUUUUUGGUGCUCCGUUUUAGUUUGUCAUUGAAAAUCGAGGGAUUUCUUGUUUGAAUCUUUUGUAAGAAAUUCAUCUAAUCCUUAUAGAGGUUGAUAAAAGAAAAAAGAAAAAAAAAGGAAAAAAAAAGAAAAAAGAAAAAGAAAAAAAGAGGUAAAAUAUACUUCUUGCAAGCGAAAAAGCCUGUAUCUUUUGGUUGGGCUUUAGAUUGGAGGGAGAGGGGGAGAGAGAGAGAGAGAUUGAGGGAGAGGUUUUGAGGUAGAGAUAUUGAAAUGGCCUUGAACUAUUCGCAUCGGCCCGUGUUCCCGGCUCACACUUCUGAAAAUAAUAUGUGGUCGCCUAUGAGGACUGUGAACGGUUGGCUUGCUGAGGGUGCUCCUGAGAAGUAUGGUGAAUGUUAUUCAAGGCCAUGGCUUCCGAGCCAGGAAGAGAUGGAGGAGUGGCAUUUCAUCAGGAACGAUAAAGUUGAUCGUUGCUGCUCACCAGAGUCAAACUCGAGGGACAUUGUUGACCGUUUGCCCUCUGAUCCAUUUGGGAUGGAUAUACAGACCACCUUCACAGCCAUCACAGGAUGGCUUGAGGACUUGGAGGUCGAUUAUGGUGGGUAUGUUAGGAGCAAUAGUCGAAGAUCCAGUCAAGAGAAUUAUGAUUUGUUUGCCGGGUGGAAUCUAAUUUGGAACAGUGCUCUAAAGUCCCGGCCUUUUUCCAGCAGUGUUCAGUUCAACGAGAAACUGAAUUCCAGUAUUCUGUCAAGCAGUCCUCAGGUUUAUGAGAAACCUGAUGAUACAUUGGAUGCUAUCAGUAAGGUGAAUGAAUAUGUGGAGGAGAGAGGGAUGGAGGGUUCAUUGGCCCGAUACAACAACGAAUUCCCUCCAGCCUGCAACGAAAGUUGGAUAAUGGGUUUCGACAAUGAGGGCACUAGCUGCAGUCCUGAGUUGCAGUUUGGAGAGAAAGUGGAGGGUGCUGCCAAAUCUGAAGAAGCACCCCAUGAUGCUUUUAAAUUUUGUCUAAUGUAUCUGGGGGUGAAAGACCUCUUGUCAAUAGAAACAGUUUGUAGGUACUUACGGUCUGAGGUUCGAGGUGAACCAUUGUUGUGGAAGAGUAUCCACAUCGACCAGCCUCUGAAUGAAAAGAUCACGGAUGAUAUUCUUUUGGAAUUGGCUUGUAGGGCGGACGGUACCCUUCAAAGCCUGAGCUUGGUGGAGUGCCCAAAAAUCACUGAUGAUGGUAUAAGGCGCGUACUUGAAACCAAUCCACGAUUAACAAAGCUGUUCGUUCCUGGCUGUACAAGGCUCACUGUUGAAGGGAUGUUGAGUAAUAUAUGGACCCAUAACUCCAAGAAAGAUGUCCCAGGUAUAAAGUUCCUGAGAAUAGGGGGCCUUUAUGGUGUGACAUGUGAACACUUCGAUGUGUUGAAGGCUCUGUUGGGUACUGAUGACAACAUGCUCAAGAGUCAUCACAGGCCACACUUCUAUCAUCGAGGAAACUAUUACCUUCCAUAUGAUGAUGAUCGGGCAAUAGAUAUUGAAAUGUGCCCAAGAUGUGAGAAAUUCAGGUUGGUUUAUGAUUGUCCGUCUGAGGGAUGUCAGGUGAAAGAUAAUGUGCCCCAAGUCUGCAGAGCGUGCACGCUGUGUAUAGCGAGGUGUGCACAGUGUGGCACGUGUAUUAACGACAAUGAGUAUGAGGAGACUUUCUGUUUGGAUUUGCUAUGCUCGGAUUGUUUCAAGCAGCUGCUCAAGUACCAGGACAGGCUUGAUAAGAAGGUUGACCCAUGUGGAGACCACAUGAACAUGAUCGCUUAACUGACCAUGCGUAUGAGGCAGUAUUCGUUGCUGUUGUAGUCUCCGCCUCUGGUACAGAACCAAGAUGAUCCAGGUUCCACUCUUGGUUACUCGUUUUCUUCUUGCUUUGCUAUGUCCAUUAUCAUUUAUGGAAAAGGGCAAUCCGCCCACCAAAAAAAAGGAAAAAGGGAGGAAAAAAUGAAAAAAAAAAAGAAGAAAAAAAAAAUAAAAAAAUAAAAAAUAAAAAGAAGAAAAAGGCAUCAUAAAAAAAAUACUUGUCCUUGAAGCAGAUGGUAGUUCUAGCAAAAUGGAAAUCUGGCCGUGUGAUGAUCUUAGAUAUUAGUUGACAAGUGAACUCAAGGCGGGAGUGUGCCUCGCCUCCGUUCAGCUGAUUGUGCUUUGGAAAAGCUUGACGCACCUCCUGUUCUGAAGAAGGUUGCUUUCUGGUCUUGCCAAUGCCUACCAACUCUUGGUAGAUUGGGUCUGUGCUCUUGCAGGGAUCGUAUUCGUCUCAGAGGUCAUGGUGUAUUCGUCGCAGAGGUCAUGGCGACGUUAUUUCUGUUUCUUCUGGUUAUCACUGGGAUUCCUCCGCUGGGAGUGUUUCUUGAGUUUAUAUUUGUUAUUUUGUUGUGCUGCUAUUUGCCUCAGGAACGUUCGAUACUUUUGGAUAUUUUUUAUCAAUAAAGUUUGCCAUCAUCUUUCUUGGCACUCACUUAUCUAAA
This is a messenger RNA of Salvia miltiorrhiza (redroot sage), 3117 nucleotides long. RefSeq names its product F-box protein SKIP14-like. NCBI's taxonomy places the organism in Eukaryota, Viridiplantae, Streptophyta, Magnoliopsida, Lamiales, Lamiaceae. The record is from RefSeq and is a predicted model, not a curated record. Bases 887 to 2416 code for a protein of 509 amino acids. Gene Ontology annotation, molecular function: protein binding. The transcript is spliced from 2 exons. Gene Ontology annotation, cellular component: cytoplasm.